Messenger RNA from Perkinsus marinus ATCC 50983, 706 nucleotides. RefSeq names its product Protein phosphatase 2C, putative. Gene Ontology annotation, biological process: protein dephosphorylation. The transcript has 9 exons. The annotation marks the transcript as partial. Lineage: Eukaryota; Perkinsozoa; Perkinsida; Perkinsidae. The record is from RefSeq and is a predicted model, not a curated record. Gene Ontology annotation, molecular function: protein serine/threonine phosphatase activity; cation binding.
AUGGGUGUAGCUGUCUCUUGUGUGGAGAAUGCCGUCCGAGAUGUAGACACUGAAUGUGGUGAUUGGGGCCCGUUAGCUGCAUCGGUCUCGAGUGUCCAGGGUUGGCGUCGAUCUAUGGAGGAUGCACACGUGGCCUAUUGGGAUGCCGAUAAAAAGAUUGGCAUUUUUGGAGUGUUCGAUGGUCACGGUGGGCAAGCAGUAGCAUUGUAUGUUGCGAAACAUCUAGUACCGGUUUUGACCGAUCGAGAAGCAUACCGCCAAGGGAAGUACGAGAGAGCCCUGCAUGAGACCUUUAUGGAGCUAGAUAGGCUUAUGAUGACUCAGAAGGGACAGAAGGAGGUCACUAUGCUUGAUAAGGAGGCGCAGGCGGCGUGUCCGGAUCCUAUCAUACGCUUGCCUAUUGAUGCGGUCAAGAGUGACCUGCUAGCUUUGAUCGGUGGGGACUCUAGUGAUGAGGACUCGGAUGACUCCGAUGAUGAUAGUGAGGAUAACAGUCCCGAAGUAGCCCCUAAUGAGGAGCCUAGGGAUGCUGAUAUGAAGGGAGAGGAGGGUGCUGCUGCUACUGGUGAUGGACCGGAUGGACGUAGACGGAGUACUAGGAUUGCCGCUACCAAACAGCGGCCAAAGAAGGACAAGAAACAGCUUGCACUCGACGGUAUAUUGUUUCUACUCGAAGUCCUCAUACCGGACCUACCGAAAGACCUGA